AUGUCGUCUACAGUACAGGCUCGUGCUCGAGAUAAUCCAUUUGAUGUGGCACUAAGAGAUACCAACAACGAUCUGACCAAACUACAAGCCCUCUAUCACAAGCAUCGCUGCACGAGAAAUUCUCAGCAAAAGACACUUAUCCUCGAUUCAAAUUUUUCGGGGUGGAGCUUGGAUGCCGUGUUGAUGAAGCUAGAGGGGCCUGCUCGAGAUCCCACCUACAAAGACCCGCGACAAAAUGCCAUUGUUUGGGCCCGACCUCCUCAGCCAGUACAAGAUCUGGUUGAGAAAAUCCAAAAGAAUAUUCAGAAUGUUGCACCCAAUGGAAUCUGCCCAGGCCUCUGGAUGAUGCCUCGGGAGAACCUACAUAUGACCUCCCUUGAAAUCGCCCAUUCCCUGACCAAAGAUCAACUUGAGGAGCUCUUUGUGCCUCUGCAUCAGGGCCUUUCACAGAUUGCGAACUACACCUACGACCACCGGACUCGGCUAGUGAAGCCUUUUAUUAGCUAUGACCGGUCUGGCCUGGCCCUGAGCUUUCUUCCGGCUGCCGGUGAAGGUCUUGCCCGUUCCACGCGCACAGCCGACGACGAUAAAUACACAUACCAUCAUCUCCGGCGUGACAUCCAUCAGAUCGCGGUGGAUACGGGGACCCCGAUCCGAUCCCGCUACGUCGUUCCAUCUGCACAUGUUACCAUCGCUCGGUUUAUUACGAACAAGGACUUUCGUUUGCAGGGUGAGGAACAUGGUCAAAUCGAUACGCAGAAAGUGAAAACCUUCAUAAACAAGAUUGAGAGCCUAAAUGCAUGGCUCCAGGCCGAGUACUGGCCUGAGGAUUCUCAUUAUUCUAUCAAGAAGGGUGGUGAAUGGCUGGUGGGAGAGGAGCGAGGCCUUGAUUGUCAAAAGGGCCCAGUAUGGUACGGCCAUAAUCACCGAGUGAUGGUCGGCCGAGGAUUCCCACCAAACCAGUUGGAGCGAAGGGUUCAUGUCAAGGCAAGGCUUUAG
Messenger RNA from Penicillium alfredii, 999 nucleotides. RefSeq names its product RNA ligase/cyclic nucleotide phosphodiesterase. The record is from RefSeq and is a predicted model, not a curated record. The coding region runs from base 1 to 999 and encodes 332 amino acids. The transcript is spliced from 3 exons. Lineage: Eukaryota; Fungi; Ascomycota; Eurotiomycetes; Eurotiales; Aspergillaceae.